Acanthoscelides obtectus is the source of this 480-nucleotide messenger RNA. The record is from the annotation of a GenBank genome assembly. Lineage: Eukaryota; Metazoa; Arthropoda; Insecta; Coleoptera; Chrysomelidae.
AUGCCCAUAAUCAAUCUAGAACACUGUGGUAAUCCUAUUCUUAAUGAAGAUCAAUACUAUCCGGCUUUGAGUAUGAUCUUAUCAAUAUCUAUAAUUCACAGAUUGAAUCAAAAUAACAGUACAUAUGAAUAUGUCUAUGAUUAUUCAAAGGGCGAUUUAUAUUUGCUGUACAGAUUAUUGAACGAUGUUGAUUGGUCAGAACUUGAAACAACCUCAAAUGUAGCCAAGUGCAUAGAUAUGUUCUACCAAAAGGUUUAUGAAUGUUUGGACCUGGCAAUACCUAAAAGGAAAAUUAAAAAAUGUACUUCAAAUGCCCAAAGAUAUCCAAUAUACUUUUCACAAGAACUAAAGAAAAAUAUUAAAUUAAAGAAACGCCUUCACAGACAAAUUAAAAACGGCAAAGCUAGCUUUCAACUAAAGAAUGAAUAUAAUGAAAUUAGAAGUGCAAUCAAAUAUCAGACUACAACUAAACUAUCAUGA